AUGUCGCCGAUCGUAAUGGAAUCUCCUGCGUUGAACAUGCAUCAUCCUGCGCUUUCUACCCUCUCCCGGAUACAGCAGCAGUUCUCGCCCAGCACAGCCCCAGAACAUGCUGCAGUACAACGCGACUCUUUGUCUAACUCACCGGUCCAUGCCGGGUCCGUUCAGCAGAAGAUAAACCCAAGCGACUUCACUUUUGAGCAACUUUUGCAGUCUAGGGAGCGGCCUCAACCUGUUGUAGAAGACCAACCAACGUCGACACCGAGCGCGCCCCAACAGCAGGCGCCCCAACAGCAGCAGCGUACUGGCUGCACUAAUUGCGGAGUCGUUGACACGCCCCUGUGGCGACGCGACACCGAGGGCAAAACCAUCUGCAAUGCUUGUGUGCAGUCACAGCCUCUACCUCAAAUCACGCAAAGUCGCACGUCCCCAUCCCUGGCUCGCACGCCAACGCCCACUGCGACAGCUGCAGCCCCCGUUCGCCAACCCCCAAACGGAAGUGGGGACACAGAUAUGUCCAAUCCAAAUCAGGCAUCUUUGGUCGUACCAGCGACAUCUCCUAGCCAACUACAAUCGUCAAAGAAUCAGGAAACGUUGUCAUCAUCUCAACCUGAGAGCUCUGGGCAGCCUCAGCCAAAACCCUCUUCGAAAAAUUCGUCCCCCGCUAAGUCCAUAUCUGCUUCAGGUGCACACAACAUUUCUAUUGGAGGCACGUGUCCAGGUGACGGACGAUGUGAUGGCACUGGAGGAUCUAGUGCUUGUGCCGGGUGUCCUACACUCAACAAUGCACUCGCCAUAUCCGGAAGAUUAGAGAUGACGGCCCCUGCAGACGAAUCGUCACCGUCUGCGCCUGCGCGAGGUGUAACUCCCACCGGUGAUGCGCCGUCACCCGGUGUCGAUACCGAAAGCCCAGCGUCAGGGCCUGCGAAGAAAGUCAAGCCUACUGUUGGAGCGCUCAGUUGUGCUAACUGUGGUACAAGUACAACACCAUUGUGGAGAAGAGAUGAUGUUGGUAACAACAUCUGCAAUGCUUGUGGUCUUUACUUCAAGCUUCAUGGCACGCAUCGUCCCAACUCCAUGAAGAAGACUGUCAUCAAGCGACGGAAACGUGUCCCAGCAGCCGCAGGGAUGUCGUCGGGGCGUAUGUCAGAUCAGGCUGCGGCCGAGGCACUUGUCUCAGUCGGCCGUCUUGGUAGCCAACACGCGAACACCGAGGAGAGUGAUGGCGAGAUAGAAGAGCCUCAACCUCGCCGGAAGCGAGCACGGCGUGGAAAGAGCGAUCGGGAGAAGGGCCGUUUGCGCGAAAAGGAUGAUGAUGAAGAUAUGGGGGAGGCAGAAGAGGAACAAGAACCUGUCAGUCGGCGGAAGAAUGAGCGGACUACGCGGAAAGCGUCGCGCGACUCGCACGGUUCCGCAUGGGCAGAAGGCACGAGCAUACAACAGAUUGCAGAGGCUUUGAGCGGUGUCACCGGUGAUCGCGCCCAUUCAUUACCGCGCAGUUCCGAUAUGGAACGCUUCGCACAUGCUCACCAUCUUGCACGCACUGGAUCGGGCCAUGGCGCAUUCAUGGCAGCGCCCCAUGCUGGAUUCGAUCUCCCUCCUCUUAACGCCGCUCUUGGUGAACGAUUUGGCGGCUACGGACCCCCUGGUCUCUUGGGUAAUCGUGAUUUCGGUGGAACGCCGUCUAGCUACAUGCGCUCUGGUUCCAAUGCGCCAAGCAGGACGCAUUCGCCGUUAAACCCUGGUCUUUCUGCUCCUGGUUCGGGGUACGUCUUACCGCCACCUCAUGGCAUGGGUCAUGGAUAUUACGGAUCCCUCGGUCAUUCGCCCCCGCCUCAUGAUGUUUUGAACGGUGUCUUGACGUCAGGUGUUCCGACUGCGAGUGAGUUGAGGCAACAUUACCUUGAACUGCACGAGCAGCGGAAACGGUUAGAGGAGAUGAUCCAAAAAACGGAUGCUUUGAUGGCUGGUGUCAAGCGAGGUCUUGACGACAUAGCGAACGUUUCCCAGCAGCAACACCAGCAGCAACAGCAACAGCACUCUCCCCAGCAUUCUCACACCUCCCCCGAACAGCCUGCGCAGCAGACUACAGUCUCAUCCACCGCGGUGCCUUUGACUCGUUCCGGCGACAAGGACAGAAUUAGAGAACCUGUUUGGCCCGUGUCGCCUGAACAGCCCCCUCGCGAAUAA
Suillus subaureus is the source of this 2187-nucleotide messenger RNA. RefSeq lists its product as uncharacterized. Gene Ontology annotation, biological process: cell fate commitment; positive regulation of transcription by RNA polymerase II; negative regulation of transcription by RNA polymerase II. The transcript is spliced from 4 exons. Bases 1 to 2187 code for a protein of 728 amino acids. NCBI's taxonomy places the organism in Eukaryota, Fungi, Basidiomycota, Agaricomycetes, Boletales, Suillaceae. The record is from RefSeq and is a predicted model, not a curated record. Gene Ontology annotation, molecular function: zinc ion binding; RNA polymerase II cis-regulatory region sequence-specific DNA binding; DNA-binding transcription factor activity, RNA polymerase II-specific.